Molecule: messenger RNA, 870 nt
Organism: Haemonchus placei
Lineage: Eukaryota; Metazoa; Nematoda; Chromadorea; Rhabditida; Trichostrongylidae
Source: the annotation of a GenBank genome assembly
UGUGACGUACCAGCGAUGUCGGUUCCCAGUGCACCGUCGCCGAUUCCGCCGCCUCUUCCGAUGCCGGACCUCAAACAACAACUCAAGGCGCAGCUUGAAUACUACUUCUCAAGGGAAAAUCUAAUUACUGAUCGAUAUUUACGAUGUCAAAUGGACGCUGACCAAUUUGUUCCAAUUUCCAUUAUUGCCGGUUUUCGGAAGAUUGUACAACUCACGAGUGAUUAUAAUCUCAUUUUGCAAGUAUUACGAGAAUCGAAUCAAGUGGAAGUGGAUGAACGUGGCGAAAAGGUUCGUUCUGUAUGCCGACGAUGUACUAUCAUAUUGAGGGAGAUCAGCGAAGAACAUAGAGAGGAAGUCGAAAAAAUGCUCUCUGGUGGUCCACCAUACGUUGAUCUUAAAUACGGCCUUAAUAAUAGCUGGUACGUGACGUUCGAUAAUGAAGAGACCACACAGCAAGCAUAUCUUCAUCUUCAAAAUAUGAACAUCACAUUUAACAAUAAGCCAAUAUGUGUGAGUAUUUCGACUUCUUUCUUCUCUGCAGAACCACAAUUGUACACUCCACUUUACGAAUUGGGACAGCUUCUCGCCAGUUAUGGCUAUGUGCCAAGAGCAACGUUCCGGCCGGGUGCCACCGUUGUUCAUGUUCAGGAUGAAGCUCGGCAACGGAUAAAUAGGCAUGGUCAAGCUUCACAUCAAAGGAAUCAGCAUGCGCGCUGUAAGACUUAUUGUUCUUUCAUCUUCAGUGGUUCAUUUUCAUUUUUUGUGGGAUAUACGUCGGAACCUUUUAAGCAGCCCGAACGUAUGCCUCUGGAGCGAAUGGCUAUGCAAUGCAUUCGAAUGGAGCGAUUCCAUCACAUUCAACCGCCGUAA